AAGUAUAUAAAUACCAGCCAUAAUAAUAUGAUAAACACAAGUACAACUUCAUAUAAAUUACAUAUUAUGGCUUCCACCACAAGACAAUAUUCUUCAACCCUAAUCAUUUCUCUUGUCCUCUCCAUGAACCUCAUGGCAAGUAGUACUAGUAGUCCAGAUGAGCAGGCCAUUAGGCCUGAUCAUUAUUCAAUCCCAAACACUAAUAAUAAUAAUAAUAAGCAGAUGAUCAUGAACCCAAUGAAGGUGAGUUGCCCUAGAGAUGCCUUGAAGCUAGGGGUGUGUGCAAACGUGCUGCAUGGGGCUGUGGGGACGGGGAUAGGGUUGCCCGCGGACCAUUGCUGCUCGGUUCUUGAUGGCCUUGUGGAUCUUGAAGCUGCUGUGUGCCUUUGCACAGCCAUUAAGGCUAACAUUCUUGGAAUCAACAUUAACAUUCCCAUUUCACUCAGCUUGCUCAUCAACACUUGUGGCAUAGACAUGCCAUCCGACUUUCAAUGUGUGUCUGCCUAAUAAUUUUAAUCAAUAACCCAAAUUAAAGUUAUUGAGGAAUUUUAUUUAUAUUUCUGAAUUUGAUAAGUGUGAUUAAUUAAUGUUUGGAUUUUUCUGAAUUUAAGUGAGGCUUUGUGUGAGCUUGAACGAUCUAUCAAUAAUGACAACGUAUGACACUAUAUAUUAUUGGGCUAGCUCCCAUGCUCUGCAGCCAUGCACGUUGAUAAUUUUAUAUUUUUGGUGAUAAUAUUGUUGAUCUAAGCAAAUUCGAAAUAAAGAAAUAUUUUGUUGAUAUAAUGCUGUAAAAUACAGCUAUCUUUGGAUAUUUAGAGGAUGAUGAAAAACAAGAGCUAUAUCAGCUCUCCUCUAUAGCUCAAUUUUUUACAAUAGCCACGUGCAUAUAGUAAUCUUAAUGUCACCAACCAUUUUAUUAUUCUUUUUAUUCCUUUUUCUUU
Cannabis sativa is the source of this 941-nucleotide messenger RNA. RefSeq names its product 14 kDa proline-rich protein DC2.15. The record is from RefSeq and is a predicted model, not a curated record. Lineage: Eukaryota; Viridiplantae; Streptophyta; Magnoliopsida; Rosales; Cannabaceae. Bases 28 to 507 code for a protein of 159 amino acids. The transcript has a single exon.